GGCACUGCUCUGCUCGCUCUGACGCUCUCUUCCCCAAUCUCCACUCCUCCCCCUUUCCUACCGAGUGUCACCCUCUUUCUCCUCUCAUCUGUUCACUCCCCUGUGCUCGGUUGAGGCUGUUCGGCGGCAGCACCACAAGCCUCCGGGAUCGUCGCAUCGCAUUGUUCACCCACCGACCGAGCCCCUUUUCUUUUUUUUCUUUUUUUUUAAAUCGGUGUGACACGGCUGAGCUUUGUCCCCCCUCCUCUCCUCUCCUCUCUCUCUCCUCUCCUCUCCUCUCUCUGUGUUUUUAAUGCCUUUACCGGGGGAAUCUACUGCAUGCGCGCCAGUCCGGUGACGUGCCCGAGCAUGUUCACAUCAGAGACGGCGUCGGAUUUACCUGAGAGUACGCUGCCCUCUCACUGUCAGAGCCAUCUCCCCGCCGCGCACACAGAUUUGGACUUCACCGAUUGUCACUGAGGAGGAGAGAAAACACACACACAUACAUACACACACCAAAAAAAAAAAAAAGAAAGGGAGAAAACACACCGGAUUACAAGGAUGGGGUUCUACGGCACUUUAAAGAUGAUUUUCUACAAAAUGAAGAGAAAGUUGGACCAUGGCCCUGAGGUCCGAUCUUUCCCUUCAGGCAAAAAGCCCUGCAAAGGCACAGAGUAUCCCAGCCCGACAGGAAUCGUCCCGUGUCCGGCCACACCCACCACAUUUGGUCACAUUAGAACAGCCAACGGUCAGGGGCAACAGAGACGGCGUAUCACCUCAAUUCAGCCACCUACGGGUCUCCAAGAAUGGCUCCGAACAUUUCAGAGCUGGACUGGCCCAGAGAAGCUGCUGGCGCUGGAUGAGUUGAUUGACAGCUGUGAGCCCACACAAGUCAAGCAUAUGAUGCAGGUGAUUGAGCCGCAGUUUCAGCGCGACUUCAUCUCCCUGCUGCCCAAAGAGCUGGCUUUGUAUGUGCUGUCAUUCCUGGAACCGAAGGACCUCCUCCAAGCAGCGCAGACGUGUCGCUACUGGCGCAUCCUGGCAGAAGACAACCUGCUGUGGAGGGAGAAAUGCAGGGAAGAGGGCAUUGAUGAGCCUUUGCCCCUCAAGAAGAGGAAAAUCGUCAAGCCCGGCUUCACUCACAGCCCCUGGAAGAGUGCCUACAUCAGGCAGCACAGAAUAGACACUAACUGGAGGAGAGGGGACCUCAAAUCACCCAAGGUGCUGAAAGGUCACGACGACCACGUGAUCACCUGCCUCCAGUUUUGUGGCAACCGCAUCGUCAGCGGCUCUGACGACAACACGCUUAAAGUCUGGUCGGCUAUCACGGGAAAGUGUCUGCGGACGCUGGUGGGCCACACGGGCGGCGUGUGGUCAUCCCAGAUGCGGGACAACAUUAUUAUCAGCGGCUCCACUGAUCGCACACUCAAGGUCUGGAACGCAGAGACAGGAGAAUGUAUCCACACCCUCUAUGGGCAUACCUCAACAGUGCGCUGCAUGCACCUACAUGAGAAAAGGGUGGUCAGUGGCUCUCGUGACGCCACGCUGCGUGUCUGGGACAUUGAGACGGGUCAGUGUUUACACGUCCUCAUGGGCCACGUGGCGGCCGUGCGCUGCGUCCAGUACGAUGGGCGACGGGUGGUCAGCGGUGCCUACGACUUCAUGGUCAAAGUGUGGGACCCCGAGACGGAGACCUGCCUCCACACGCUGCAGGGCCACACCAACAGAGUUUACUCGUUACAGUUUGAUGGGAUCCACGUAGUGAGCGGCUCAUUGGACACGUCUAUAAGGGUCUGGGACGUGGAGACGGGCAACUGCAUCCACACGCUAACGGGGCAUCAGUCCCUCACCAGCGGCAUGGAGCUCAAAGACAACAUCCUGGUCUCAGGCAACGCAGACUCCACUGUCAAGAUCUGGGACAUCAAGACGGGCCAGUGCCUGCAAACACUGCAAGGUCCCCACAAGCACCAGAGCGCCGUCACGUGCCUGCAAUUCAACAAGAACUUUGUCAUCACCAGCUCGGACGAUGGCACAGUGAAACUGUGGGACCUGAAGACGGGCGAGUUUAUCCGUAACCUGGUGACUCUGGAGAGCGGUGGCAGCGGCGGUGUGGUGUGGCGCAUCCGGGCCUCCAACACCAAGCUGGUGUGUGCGGUUGGAAGCCGCAACGGCACAGAGGAGACCAAGCUGCUGGUGCUGGACUUUGACGUGGACAUGAAGUGAGAGGGGACGCAGUGGGGAAGCAUGAAGACAGCAAACCGUGGAGAGGAAGGAAUAGAGAGGGAGCGAGAUGAGGCACCUAGAAACCAGAGGGCCCCAAAGCCCAGAACUCUUCACCCAAACUCGCAAAUCUACAACCACCACCACCAACAGUGGGCUGUCCUGUCCUCUACCAUUACCUUCCCCGUCCCCUUUUGGGCAAAUGUUACUGACAAAAGCCACAGACCCUCACAUGUGUUCAGCCCCUGCUUUUGACCCCCCCCCUACCACCAGUACGAGGUGGAGUCGGAGGGGAUCGGGCUGGAAACGGGGCAGGGGGGGGGGGGGGGGGGCGGCGCACGACCGAUCUGUCCCCCGAUUGGCUGGGAGAAAGAAGAGGAAGGAAGGAACGACUGACAACGACUGAACUCUUCUGAAGUGACUCUCCACCCUUUCGGUUAGGGGGCAGCUUCGCACAGAGACUUGGUUUCGCUCAAGCCGGACAGAUUUUGAGAUGUACAGAGAUAUAUUAUUUUUUAAAAGACCCCCCCCAACACACAACCCCCUCCCUUCCCCUCCUCCCCCCCUCCCAUCAGUGCGCGCCCACAAACACACACACAUACACUCAAGCGGCCAACCGCAAAGUGGUAAACAUUGACCUUAGGAUACGAUUGAGGAAUGUGGGAGACGUUUUAGAGAUGAAUUUCCACACACACACACACACACACACACACACACACACACACACAGUUACACCUGAAGAGCUGCUUGAUGUAGAGGAGAGAAAGCGAUUGGCUUCCAGACGUGAAGGGUUCAGCCUGUAAUCAGGCUCGUUUCUUGUCACUCCAUUUCCGUUCUUAUUGUUCUCCACUCGGUUCCUGUAGUUUUGAUUUCUUGACGAUAUCGCACACAAACACAACUGUGAAUUUCAAUACCAUUUUGGUUUAUCAUAUGAAAGGGGUUUCUCUUUUGUUGUUGUUUUUUUUUUUUUUUUUUUUUUUUUUUUUUCUUUCCUCGUCGUUGCCAACAGCAACAAAUCCCAGUAUUAGAACCCACUCUGUUUAGGUUUGCUGUCAUUAUGUCACAAGGGUUUUUUUUUUGUUUUUUUUUUUUGUCUUUUCAUUUGAGUUGUUUGUUCUUCCUUUCUGUUUUCUACAUACCUGGGUUUGGGGCUCCGUCUCCACAUAAACAUCAAUGCUGUCCAGAAUUUUUCAGAGUUUAGCUGGGGUGGUUUCCUCGAUGCCAGUGCUGUGAGGAGAGGAAGUAAAGUUUCUUAGCUCUAAGCGCUGUGGAUUAUUGCCCCUGCUCCCCCUCCAGCCCCUUCCCCUUUAGUGUUUUCCCCCAGUGGCCAAACUGUAUUUAUGCUGCUAGAUGAAUGGGGGGAAAAAAAAAAAGAGAUGGAACUUUUACUUGCUGUGACGUUUUAGUCCCAGGCGAAAUUCCAAAUUGAACUCUAUAUGUUUGGACUUUAAGACACAGAGAAAAACAAACGAUGACAAAAGAUAACAUCCAACAUUUUUGUUUUAUUUUGUCUGUUUUUGCCACUGAAACUUGAGCCAAACGUGCCUCUACGAGGCUGAGAGGAGGGAGCGUGUCCGACAGAUACUGACGGGAUUGCCUGCAGAGAGGAAACAAGGGGGGGAUGUACACUGUUGGCGUGCGUGUGUGUGCGUGCAUGAGUGCGUGUGUUAGCGUGUUAAUGGGCAACUUGUAAACACAUUCCUUGGGACAACGCUCUUUCAGCCUGUUCUUUGGGGAAAUGUACAAAUGCUGUGUGGACUGGCAAAGAAAAAAAAAAAAAACUAGCAGAUGUAUCGAUUUUAACACGUGAAUGAAAGAAACUGUCCGUAUCCGUGUGUGAUUGUUGUUCCAUUCAAAGA
Molecule: messenger RNA, 4058 nt
Organism: Thunnus maccoyii (southern bluefin tuna)
Lineage: Eukaryota; Metazoa; Chordata; Actinopteri; Scombriformes; Scombridae
Gene: fbxw7
Product: F-box and WD repeat domain containing 7
Exons: 11
Coding region: 541-2202 (553 amino acids)
Biological process (GO): proteasome-mediated ubiquitin-dependent protein catabolic process; ubiquitin recycling
Cellular component (GO): nucleus; cytoplasm
Molecular function (GO): ubiquitin binding
Source: RefSeq, a predicted model, not a curated record